Messenger RNA from Marasmius oreades (fairy-ring Marasmius), 1926 nucleotides. RefSeq lists its product as uncharacterized. The record is from RefSeq and is a predicted model, not a curated record. NCBI's taxonomy places the organism in Eukaryota, Fungi, Basidiomycota, Agaricomycetes, Agaricales, Marasmiaceae. The transcript is spliced from 11 exons. Gene Ontology annotation, molecular function: FAD binding. The coding region runs from base 1 to 1926 and encodes 641 amino acids.
AUGUAUGACGAAUAUGCGCGUGCUUACGCGUCUCAACGCGGCAUCCUGCAACUGCGUAAACUGGCAUCAUCAAGUCAAAACGGAACCGAAUCAUCACUAUCCAUAGUAGAGGGGAGUGCGCGUCCUUUGCACAUACAUAAUAUAGCCGAUUCAACCGCCUCAAGAUAUAUAAACACCAUAAGCAGCUCAGAAUAUUCCCCCACACAGAAGAACCCUGACGAGAAGCAGACUCCCAUCAACCAGAUGCAACCCCCUGUCCUUAUUGUCGGUGCUGGACCGACAGGCCUUUCACUUGCUCUUGCCUUGCUCACGAAUGGUGUUCCCGUUCGGAUAAUCAGAAGGGAAGUGACUUUUGCAGUGGGGACACGCGGUGCCGGAAUUCAGCCUCGAACUCAAGAACUCCUCAAAUUAUUUAACAUUUGGGACGACAUGGAAAAGGGGACUUUCCCCCUUGGUCCUCUCAUAUUUCAUUCCUCCCCAGAGCGCCCGCAGCCCCUUCGGAUCGAAGAUAUGUCUGCAGAAAUGGACCCCAAACCUGAGUAUUACCGGAUAAACCCGCGUUUGCUACGCCAGGAAAUUCAAGAAGAAAUCUACCGUGCCCACCUUAAGGACCGGUUCAACGUCGAAGUAGAACUCGGGACAGAAUUUCUCUCGCUCACCCAACAUUCCGACCAUGUUUUAGCACGUCUAGUCAAACAUACUGCUGAUGGCGGAGAAGUGUUUGAGGAAGCUCGCUUUGCUUGGUUGGUCGGGGCCGACGGUGGAAGGAGUCAAGUGCGCAAGGAGCUCGGCCUUCAAUUUAAAGGGCAGACGGAUGAUCGGGGUCAAGUUGUUUUGGGCGACAUUCAUAUCAAGAACUUCUCAUUUGGCAGUGAAAAUGAGCAGAAGAGUUUUAUUAUGUGGGGAAGUCCGCAAGACAGAAUGGCAUUCCUCAUUCCUACAUCAUCCAGUGGUGACCGGUCCGCCAUCAUGAUCGGUGGUAAAAGUAUAGACAUGGCUCGAGUAUCGUCAAACAAAGAGGAGCUCAUCAAGGCGUUCCAAGAUAUUACGGGGAGGAAGGAUAUUGAAUUCGGUGAUUUGACAUGGAUCAGCACUUGGAGGUUGAACAUUCGGAUGACCGACACGUUUAAAGAAGGAAGGGUGUUCAUUGCUGGAGACGCCGCUCAUACGCACAGUCCAACUGGAGGUCAGGGAAUGAACUCCAGUGUGCAAGACUCUAUCAACCUCGGCUGGAAAUUAGCACUCGUGCAGAGAGGCCUUGCUCCAGUCGGCCUAUUAGAUACCUACACCCAAGAACGACUUCCAGUCAUUGCAUCGAUGCUUGAUAAAACCACAGAGCUAUUCCGGAAGACCUUCGAAACGUCCCACGUGGGAGAUCAAAGCGGAUGGUACAGAGGUUUUGACAUGCGCAUGUUUGGCGUCAACUAUCGGGGUAGCCCUAUCGUAGUUGAUGAGAGGUACACCGAGUCGAAAGAGCUGGCAGAUCCUUAUCGCGCUGGACAUGACGCUACAGUACAAGGUGGAGAUCGAGCGCCAGAAGCACCUGGACUUGUGGAGGACGGAAAUAUGAAUAUGGCGACCAGUUUGUACGAAGUGUUCAAACCCACGGCACAUACGGUCUUGAUUUUCGACGGCCACAAGCACGAUCCUUCACUUGUAGUUGUACUCGAGCAUUUGCUCAAGUACCCUCAAGGCCUCAUACAGAGUGUUGUCAUCCACCCACGUUCGUCUUCUCCACUGCCGACUAUGAAAGGAGCAAGUCGUGUUUUGGAGGAUCGUGAAGGGUUUGCGUAUAAGAAUUACAAGAUUGGGAUUGACGAUGCGAAAUGGCUUGUGGUUGUGAGACCGGAUGCCUACGUUGGUGCUCUGGUGGAAGGCGUAGAGGGUCUGGAGAAGUAUUUCUCGCGGAUUAUAAUAAAUGCUUAG